UUCUUCUAUUAGGGUUCUUCCUUUCCUCUAUCACCAAUCUCCCCCGUAGUAUCACUCCUCCGCCAUGGGGACGCUCGUCGGCCAUGUCGCGCCUGGCAUCGGAUUCGCGCUCAUCGGCCUCUGGCAUCUUGUCAACAUCGUCAGGAGCUACAUCGAAUCGCCGUCGGGAUUCGAGGCCCGCCCCUGGUUCCCGGUAAAAAUCUCCAGGAGAUCGCGCUUCUCCUCGCGAUCGAUCGUCGUCUACGCGGAGCUCUACCUCAUAAUCUUCGGAUCCGCGCUCUCCAUCGCGUCGGAGCUCUUCAUCUGGCCCGAGAAGCACCAGCCGCUUGCCGACGAUCUCUCCAUCCCGGCCAAUCACCUCAACAAUUUCGAGCACUCGUCCAUGUCCUUCUUCUUCCUCGUCUACGCGGCCGUGGCGCUCGUCACGAAUCUCCUCAAUCUGGCGCUCCCGCCGGGGACGCUCCAUCUCUUGGCGGCCCUAGCAUUCAGCCAGGAGCUCCUCCUCUUCCAUUUCCACUCGGCAGAUCAUAUGGGACUCGAAGGACAGUAUCACUGGCUGCUCCAGCUCGCCAUCGCGAUUUGCCUCCUGUGCACCGUCCUGGAAAUCUCUCGCCCGAGCUCCGUCUUGCCGGCGCUCGUCCGCGCGGUAGGGAUUCUCUUCCAGGGACUGUGGCUGAUCCAGAUGGGGCUCGUGCUCUGGAUUCCAAGAUUUGUUCCCACUGGCUGCCGGAUGGUCUCGGAGGACGAUCACGACGUUGUGCGCUGCGCCGACGAGGGAUCCACGAUGCGAGCCAAGGCGCUUGCCAAUCUCCAGUUCUCCUGGUACCUGGCCGGGGUCGUGAUCUUCUCCAUCGCGCUGCUGUGCUCCUUGAUCCAGCGAUCGCGCUCGCGGCACGGAAAUGAGUACGCGAGGAUGGAUUCCAGCGAGGGCGAGCAGGAAUUUCGGCACAAGAGCUCCGGAUCGCACAGCUCCAUCGAGAUGGAGGAGGGAUUUCCAGCGCUGGAGCUGGGGCGAUGAUGGACAAUCGGCUGGACAGAUGGAAGAUGCUCGAGCCGAGGUGAGAUAGCUCCCCAGAAAUUUGGAUUGGAAUUCCCCCCCUUUAGAGUGUUUCCUGUCUGUCUAUUCUACCGUCGUCUUCUACCAAGAUGUACAAAAGACCAAAUUGAAAAGAUUCCGUGUU
Messenger RNA from Selaginella moellendorffii, 1181 nucleotides. RefSeq names its product transmembrane protein 45A. The transcript has a single exon. Bases 65 to 1018 code for a protein of 317 amino acids. Lineage: Eukaryota; Viridiplantae; Streptophyta; Lycopodiopsida; Selaginellales; Selaginellaceae. The record is from RefSeq and is a predicted model, not a curated record.